AUGAUUUCCACACGAUACUGGUUUCACAUCGGAGCUAUCACUGCAACUCUUUUGCUGGCGCUGAUACUCCCCGACAGGAAAAGUAUCUUCGGGUUUUUGGCGGGUGAAGAAAUUGAGAUUUCAAAAAUUGUCGUCGAGACCGUGGUCUCUUCUGCUCCUGCCGGCACUGUCGAUCGACAUCAGGAAGAGAAGCAAUUUCUCCUCCAGCGAUUACGUCGGCCGAAUGGCGAGCUAAGCCAAUAUCACCCUCGACGUCGGCUGCUGGCCGCCCUUCAUGGAUUUUAUCGAUAUGCAACAAUUGCCAUGAAUGACUUGAAUACUAUCAGUACUAGAUACAAGAGUCUACCCGACAAUCAGAAACGGACGGAACGACUCAUAAAAAAGAAUGAUGUAAUAGCCCAGAAAAUUGUCGACCACGCUCUCGAGUUCUAUGGUGUUGAAUUUUCCGAGCUUCAAAAGUUCGUCCAUGACGUGGAGUCGAGUGGGCAGUCUGCCGAGCGUGUGAGCGUCUCGCAGGCCUUGAAGCAUUAUAUCCGUGAUUGGGCGCCAGAGGGCGAGCAUGAACGGAUCAGUACCUUCCCUCACAUCCUAAACACCCUUGAGAAGCUCUACCCCACGCGGGACCGCGCCAAUCCUGUUCGAGUCCUUUUGCCAGGCUCCGGACUUGGGCGCUUUGAAGUUACUGCUAACGAAUGGUCGAUGUACAUGAAUGUUGCGUACCGCUACAUUACGUCUCCAGGAGGUUCUUUGGCUAACUCGUCUACUAUCUACCCUUACAUCGACUGGUGGUCACACCAGCCAACAACGGCAGAGCUUCACCGGCCCAUUACAUUUCCUGUUGUGCCUGCCGACCCUCAUUCCGUCGUCCUCGUUGAAGGAGAUUUUACGACGGCUUUCAAGAAACCUAGCGAUCAAGGCCGCUUUGAUGCCGUAGUAACUCUGUUCUUCAUCGAUACGGCGCGCAACAUUGUUACGUAUAUUGAAACCAUCCACCAGCUACUCAAGCCAGGUGGGGUAUGGAUAAACCUCGGGCCUCUGCUUUACGGCUCCUCUCCACUUAUUCAGCUAUCUUUGGAUGAAAUAAUCGACAUCUCUGAGGCAGUUGGAUUUGACCUUCAAGACACGGAUCCGCAAUGUGGGGAUAUUAGCCUGCCAGGUAGAAAAGUUCGUCAAAUGGAGGCACCGUAUGGGUUCAACAAAGAUACACUAUCGAAAAAUGCAUAUUGGGCGCAGUUCUGGGUGGCGACUCGUCGAUAG
This is a messenger RNA of Coccidioides posadasii C735 delta SOWgp, 1257 nucleotides long. Lineage: Eukaryota; Fungi; Ascomycota; Eurotiomycetes; Onygenales; Onygenaceae. The record is from RefSeq and is a predicted model, not a curated record.